UGUUACACGUGCAAAAAAGAAUACGAAAAAUCGCCAUCUCGUCGAGUUUACUUUACGACUUUACUUUUGAAAACAGAAAUAGUUAAAAGAUGCAUUAUGAAAGAAUCAAUUAUUGUUUGAAUCUCUGGUUCUAGUUCAACAUGGACUUACUAGAUGGAGAAAAAAGUUUGUGAGCCACACUUGAACAUACAGGAAAUGCAAGAUUGAUGAUUUCCACUUCCAGGUUACCAACUUUGAUGAAAAGCAUUUUUCUCUUUUCCCCGCCAGUCAGUCAACGGUAGAAUUUAUCAAAAGUAUAAUCAAGACACCUUAAACAGUCAAUCAUAAGUUACCUAAAUCGAUUUUCCAAACUCAACAAGUGGUAAAAGCAGUAAAAGUAGGAAUACCAGUCAGUGACUGCCGAUUCCUGAAUGCUUAAACUAAAGUGUGUUGUAACUAUACUAUGUGCAAGAAAGAAAAGUUGUCGUAUUUUCUAAUACUUUUGAAUCCAGUUUCAUCCUACCACGAUGUAAUAGGUGUAAUGUAGUUGUAAUAUAUAUUACAUCGUGAUCCUACAAAGGGAAACGAAAAGGGCCGUUCAGCUUUUCGACAAGUUGAGAGGGACCCAGAAAAUUUUAACCCCAAUAAUCCCCUUAGUUUCUUCAGUCCGAACUCGUGUGGCGGGGAAUAGAUUUAAUUCUUUAAAUGCUCUCCAGUGUUAAGAAUGUUAAAAUUUAUUUUGAUGGGGUUUUGACCGUUUUGUAUUGGUUUCCUUUUUAAUAAUUGAGGGGUUGUAGUUUUGUUUCUUUUUUUUUUUUUUAUUAUAGCCUUUCUUUUUGGCCGAAUUGGAAUUUUCGACGCAGGUGGUGGCCGCCGUGGAUCACUGGAUCCCCUGCCGGAUGCGCAGCUUGGCGUUUCAGAACAUGCUGGUGAAAUUCCCAUGUUGGGGCUGAGAUAGUGUGGCGAGAGAAGCGGCCAGUGGCUGCCAAUUUCUGUUGGCUCAACCGGGUCCACUGAUGAAAUAGAAAUAACAACUUAUUAUGUCCCAAACGCUUCCCGCCGAGCUGCCACUUGCCGUUGGGGGGAAAUGAUACGCUGCAAUUAUAUCGACAAGAAAACUGAAUACGACGGGCAUUUAAAUGACGACCCAUUUCGUCGUUGGAUUCAUAAACCUUCGAACCUCCCGUAGAAAAUGAAGUUCUUUCCUAUUUUCUUCCUUUUGGCUGUCGUCUUCCUUUUGGCUGUCGCUGCUGGGGAGGCCCUUGGCGAAAUUUGCAAUUCCCGGAAGACGACAACAAAUCUGAUAGCGAGACGAACUUGGCCCAGUCAAAUUGCCUCGACGACGGCCAAACCGACAACCAACACGACGACGGCCAGUCCAAAGAGCACAACAACCGCAGAGUCAUCCACUGUUUCGACGACAGCACCAACAACAACCACAACAACUGCUGUGACAAGCACGACGAGCAUCCCGUCGACAACCACCACAAAGUCCAGCAGCACCAUGAGUUCAACAUCAACAACAAUGGCAACAACAACUCCUUUGCGGCCGAUUUUUACAUGCGCCGUUGAUAAACCAGCCUGCGGAAAUAUGUGCGGCGACGCGACGUCGGCGACUACCGGUGUUGUCCAGUCUCCCAACUUCCCCGGCGACUACGGCAAUUAUUAUCAAAGGUAUUGCGCUGUCACCAUCACCGCCCCAGCCGGAUGGAUGAUCCAACUGAACUUCACCACCUUCAAUGUGGAAACUGAUGCGGCCUAUGUUCAGAUUGGUGGCGAAAUGACUAUAACCGGAAACGAAAUUCCCGCUCUAGUCCCCGUAGCAUCCGAGACCAUGUUCAUCAACUUUCUUUACGCUGCCAGUAGUAAACCCACCAGCGCCGUAUUCAAUUGGCAGGCGACCCUUUCUGUGACGAGCGACAGGAGUUCUUGUUCCGUUGGUAAUCCAACAUCAGCCUGCGGAACUAUGUGCACCAAUGCCACGUCAGCGGGCACCGGUGUUGUCCAGUCUCCCAACUUUCCCGGCGAUUACGGCAAUAAGCGAAUGAAUUCAUGCUCCGUCACCAUCAUCGUGCCAAUAGGAAAGAGAAUCCAGCUGAACUUCAACACCUUCAAUGUGGAGACUAAUGCAGCCGUUCUUUUUGUUGGAGACAAAAACACGACUUAUUUGAACCUUGUAAGCGGAAACACAAUUCCUGCAGCAAUCACCACAUCAUCCAACGUCGUGUAUAUGAUCUUUAAUUCCUAUGACAGUAGUAAACCCAUGGACACCAUAUACAAUUGGCAGGCGACUUACACUGCUGUGUAACGACAACCACAACAUCUCGGCUCAUUUUAAGAAAUAAAAACGACGACGGCCGAUGAAAUAAAUUUCUUGACUUUUCCUUCACUCGCUGUGCUUUAUUAUCAAACACAGCGCCGUGAUUCGAAAUGAUUUACAUUACUAUUUUAUUAUCAAUUGGCAAACAAAUAAAUUUAUUUAGUCCCUU
Messenger RNA from Daphnia pulex (common water flea), 2468 nucleotides. RefSeq names its product cell wall protein DAN4-like. Bases 1172 to 2287 code for a protein of 371 amino acids. The transcript is spliced from 12 exons. The record is from RefSeq and is a predicted model, not a curated record. NCBI's taxonomy places the organism in Eukaryota, Metazoa, Arthropoda, Branchiopoda, Diplostraca, Daphniidae.